This is a messenger RNA of Vitrella brassicaformis, 3623 nucleotides long. Lineage: Eukaryota; Vitrellaceae. The record is from the annotation of a GenBank genome assembly.
CCGCCUGUCGGUCUCUUCGCUUGUGGCAUCGGUAGACACAUACACACACGCACACACACGCGCAUUCACAUACACACACAUACACGUGCAAUCAUGCAGGCAAGCAGGCAGGCAGGCAGGCAGCACCAGUGUCUGUCUGUCAUCGCUGUGCAGACCUUCUUCCAUGCACACACACGCCCAUCCAUCCAGACUAGCUGGCAGACCGCCAUGAGUCCCUGGGAGAGAGGGAGGGGGGGAGGGAGGGGCAUGCACGACACGCGCUUUGGUGCUCUGCUCUUCCUGUCUGUCUGUCUCUGGUUUAUUCUACGCAUAACACCACAUAGCUUACAGUACAUAAAGGGCUGGUGUAAUUGCUAUCGACACGCACAGAGAGAGAGAGAGAGAGGAUGAGAACAUUCUCAAAAAGCAGGCAGGGCGUCAUCGAUUCCAGCCAAUCCCACCCCACCCCAGCAGCCGUCCGUCCCUUCCUGUCUGUCCUUUCGAUCUGUACAUGCCAGCUGGCUGGCCACUAUAUGCGUGUGUGACGUGUUGUUUGUGCUGCCUGCAGCGCCGCGCACACCGGUAGGUUGGUAUUGCCGCUGAGUGAGUGAGAUUACAAAUACCAACAUAUGGCACGCACAAGUACAUUUGUACACUACACGCAGUCGAUGAGACGCUAUCGACAUUACCCCACCUCUAGGCCCCUCUCCCUGCUGUUCAAAACCUCCCGGAACCCGCGCGCGACCGAACAAAUGAAUGGAACGUUAGCGAGCAUCAUGCAAGCAAGCCACACACACGCGCACACACAAUCACUCACUCACUCAUUCACUGUGUCAACAGCUACCAGGCACCCAUUAAGACGAGACAGCCACCCCCCAUGUGCAUGUGCAUCUGUGGAUGUUCGUGUGGACAUAUCCAGGGGAAGAAGAAGACACGUGUGUCAACAGGAGAGAGACACACAAACACUUGGGUGGGCAAGGGGGGUGGACAGAAAGGUGCGGCGAGAGGGGUGGGUGCAAUCAAUCCAUCCAUCCAUCCGUCCAUGGACACAUCAGCCAGCCUUUCAGGCAGGCCCUCAGGCAGACACUCAGGCAGACUACACUCAUCUCACUCACGCACCCACUUCCAAGCUAAUCGACCGGCCAAUAAGCGUGUGUGCUGUGUGAUGUGGAAUGUGGUGUUGGUGGCGGGGCGUUCGUGCGAUUGCAGCCGCUUCUUUCUUCACACAUUCAGAAAAUUAAACUUCAGCAGAUCGACCACAUCACUCAGUGGCACACAGCACACGGGCAUCCACAGAUGUCGGGGAGAGGCGGCAGGAGGCAAUAAAGCAUCAGACAGACAUAGCAGCAGCCAGCAGUCACAAGCAGCAGCAGCAGCAGCAGCAUCCAUCAAUACACCAUCCAAGCAAAACACGCACACAGAGACAGAGAAGAGAGUGUCCCUCCCCAUCCGCCAUCCAUAUCGACACAUGCCCCCACCCCCACCCCCUAUUGACGUGUGGUCUCGCCAUUGGUCGCCGCCUGCGCAUAUCCCUCCACCAUUUCGGCGGCAAUGUCAGCGGCAGAUGCGCCCUUGCCGGUCUUGCCGGGCUUCCCAGGCAGCUUCGUCUUCUUGGGGCCUUUCUUCUUCUUGGAUGGGCCGCCCUUGCCCGGACCUGAUGCACACACAACACACGCGCAGAAAGAGACGGAGAGAAGAAUGGUGCAAAUGGGUGGGUGCAUGGCUGUGUGUGGGUGCUUGUGUACGUGUCUUAUCGUCCUCAUCGGUGGGUAUCUCCACUGCACACACACAGACACACACACAGACACACACAUGGAUGGAUGAGGGAGGACACACACCGUUGUCUUGUCCCUCCUCCCUGCCGAAGGUACCGAUCUCGUCGGGCAGUUUCUUCUCGACAGCCUUCUUGGGUUUGUGUGUGUCGCCUCGCUCGGAGAGGACGAGAGCCAGGUGUCCCGGCUCGGUGAUGAACACAUUGGACGCGUUGAACUGGGCGUGGUUUAGCGAGUAGGUGUGCUUGGCCACCUCCCACCGCUUCCGAUUCACACCCGGGCCGUCAAAGUCCUCUUGCCAAUGGAACACAAACGAGCCUGCACCAGACGCCACCACACACACACAGAUGUCCGUCCCUCGUUUCUCUCCUCCCUUCGUCAAGGCGUACUCGUCUCGUUGUCGUAGGUGUAGGUGCGUAUCCAGUCAUAGUAAGGCCCCGCUGGCAAUGCGGCCUUGCUCGUGUCGUCGAAGAUGCCUGCCCAGUAUUCUGCCCACGGCGAGACGGCCGGGUGCGGCUCAAGCGGCCAGUGGGACGCCCGCAGGUUCAUCGGCUCAUUGAGGGCGUUGACCUGCGGAUUGCACUUGGAGUUGGGCGGCUUCCCCCAGGCAGGACACGCCGUCUCACGUCGGAUCUGGAAGCCGUCGAUGAACCUGACUCAACAAACCACACACACACACACACGACGGUGAGGAAAAGGCCGCUUGUGCAUUGGUCCAUCUAUCCAUCAAUCUACUCACUCACCAGGCAAUGUAGGCAGGCGUCCACUCGAUGGUGAAGAUGUGGAAGCGCCCCCUCACAUAAGUGCCCUGCACGGCCUUGGGGAUCUCUGGUGCAGGGAAGAACUCCUCAGCCAGCAUGCGCUCCUCAGGUGUGCCCGUGAUGAGGUUUGUCUGGAUCGGCGCGAAGGGGUGCGCCCCGCCCCCGUGGACCUCGAAGUCGAUCUCCGCCCAGUUCUCGCCAGCGAUCUUGUCGCUCUCAUUCUUGUAGAGGAAGAACGUGGCCAGCGUGCCGUUGUGGUAGAUGUUGGGGUACAUCCGCGUCUCGAACCGGCCGUAAAGGAAGAGCUCGUGCGAGGCCACCUCGCCGGACGCAUAGUCCCUUCCGCACUCGCCAGUGCAGGUGCCCUCACCCCCAGGCAAUGUGCAGUGGCAGGUCGGCAGCAGUGGGGGAGGGGCAGGCGGGCCGUUCGCGGCCUGGGUGUCCUGCGCGGGCUCUUUUUCUUCUUCUUCUGCUGCUGCUGGCGGCUGCUCUGCCUCUGCCUCAUUGGCCAGUACAACAUCGUCAUCCUGGACGACCUCAUUGAUGUCUUCAAUGUCGCCGGGGAUAGGGUUGAUCUGCUCGGUGUUGACUUCGGUGCUGUCUUGUUUUUGCUGCUGCUGCUGCUUCUGCUCGUCAUCAGCCACACUCCCAUGGGCCUCCUGUUUGCUGGCUGCACCGCCCGAGGGCUUGAAGUCGAUUUCUGCCUUUGGGUUCUUCAGAAGCGCCUCAAACAGCUCCUUCUUGCUCGUCACCGUGGCCACUGGAGCACGCAACUGACGCUCACGCCCACCUGCUGCGGACCUGAACACACACACACACACACGGAGAGAGGCUCAAAACCACCGCGACCCACUGGUGCGAUUGGUGACCUGCUGAGGUGGUCUGCAGCCUGUGCGAGCCCCCCCAGGGCGAGGAGUGCGAUCACAGCGACGGUCUUCAUCGCUGCCACCUCCCGCCGAAACGAAAAAUGCCCUGUCCUUCUCCCUUUGUCUGCGCCUCGACCUGCCUCGUUGCCAGCUGCCGCUCUCGUCGUCGGGCUGACUGACUUUUGCAGCCGCGCCCUGCCUGCCUCGACAGCUGACAAACUUUGCUGGUGGGAUCUCUUCCGGCG